AGGACUUUUACAAUGACUUAUAAAGACAAAACCCUUGAAGGCUUUGAAUCGCGAGAUAGUUUUAGGCAUUUGGGAGUAAGUUUAGCACCGUUUUCAGAAGAAAUAACGACCGAAGCGUCGAUAUCCCGAAAAACCAACAGGUGGGGCCGAAACAAAAAAAACUUUGACCGCCGAUAAUAAUUUCGUAGCUAAUUUUGUUGGAAUGAUGUUGGCUUCACAAGUAAAAGAUAAAGCUCCUACUAAACGAGAUCUUGAAAUUGAGGACGAUAACAUGUUGAAUUCCUUAAAAAACCAAGGACUAUUAGAAGGGGCUCUUAUAGCUGUGAAAUGGGACGUAUUAGAUAAGGAAGCAGGCUUAACAAGUGAAGUUUGGUUUAAAGGAAAAAUUAAAAAUUUCUUAGGCUUUGAGAUUCAUUUACUGAAUUCUAAAGUUUUUAAAGAAUUGUGUAAGCCUCUUGUACCAGAAAGGUUCGCCACAUUUUCUCUUGAUUACGAGGAGCUGGAUGAAUUUCCUGCCUGCACAAAAAAAAUCGGUUUUACCGAAAAUGGAAAGAUGUUUGAUCUAGAAGAAAAGGAGUAUCUAAGUUGGAUCUUUCAAAGUGAGCUUAACAACGUACAAACUUCUGAUCCCGAAGUUUCUAUUUCUGAUCUUAUAAAAGAGCAAGAAUUAUUAGAUGAAGAAUUUGGUUGUGUUCACGAUGAAGGCUUGUCAGCAUUUAAAAUGCUUCCACAUGAAAAACAAAUAUCACUAGCACUUGGUUACAGAGAGUUUGCAGACUAUGUAAAAGAUAAACUUCGUGAAAUACAAGCCAAGAAAGGCUCUGAACACGUUUUUACUGGAAAAGAGAUACAAGACUUGCUGGCAGAUUUGCUUGCCAAGAAAGAACAAGAUAUUUUUUAA
This is a messenger RNA of Zophobas morio, 901 nucleotides long. RefSeq lists its product as uncharacterized. Lineage: Eukaryota; Metazoa; Arthropoda; Insecta; Coleoptera; Tenebrionidae. The coding region runs from base 203 to 901 and encodes 232 amino acids. The record is from RefSeq and is a predicted model, not a curated record. The transcript has 6 exons.